Brachypodium distachyon (stiff brome) is the source of this 3684-nucleotide messenger RNA. Its product is annotated as pentatricopeptide repeat-containing protein At1g06710, mitochondrial. Gene Ontology annotation, molecular function: protein binding. The record is from RefSeq and is a predicted model, not a curated record. The transcript has 3 exons. Bases 124 to 3024 code for a protein of 966 amino acids. Lineage: Eukaryota; Viridiplantae; Streptophyta; Magnoliopsida; Poales; Poaceae.
UCCACUAGGGUUUAUCCCCUGUCCAUUGCCACCCCCAAAAACCUCCAUGGCCGGAGCGCCAAACCCCACCGCCGCCGCCGCCGCCAUCAUCCGUUCCCACCCUCACCCCGCCCCAGCUGACCCAUGAUCACCCGCCGCGCGGCGGCUGUAGCCCUACGCGCCUCCCUGCGACGCACCUGCUCUACCCACGCCGCCGACUCCGCCGACCCCCUGCUAGGCCUCGUCGACGCCUCUACUCCGCACCCCGAGCCCCGCCUCUCCCCCGAAGACUUCGCCUUCAUUAAAGAGCCCGCCCCUGCUCUCCCCGCCGCCGCCCUCCCACCGCCCGAGGUCAUCCUGAUCUCCAAGGCGAUCCGAGCCUACGGCGCCGACUUCGACGGCAAGGCGGAGCGGUUCCUGCGGCGGUACCGCGAGUUCCUGACUGAUUCCGUGGUGGUCGCAGUGCUCAGAGCGGUGCGCUCCCCGGAGCUCUGCGUCAGGUUCUUCCUUUGGGCCGAGCGGCAGGUGGGUUACAGCCACACUGGCGCCUGCUACGACGCGCUCGCCGAGAUUUUAGGAUUUGAGGACCCCGCCAGGACCGCUGAGAGGCUGCUUAGGGAGAUUGGGGAGGAUGAUCGUGAGGUGCUCCGCAGAUUGCUCAAUGUGCUGGUGCGGCGAUGCUGCCGCCACGGCCUGUGGGACGAGGCCCUGGAGGAGCUUGGGAGGCUGAAGGACUUUGGAUACAGACCAUCGGCAGUGACCUACAAUGCAUUGGUGCAGGUGCUCGCCAGCGCGGGGCAGGUGGAAAUGGGGUUCCGGGUGCAGAAAGAGAUGUCUGCAUCGGGGUUUUGCAUGGACAGAUCAACUAUUGGUUACUUUGCACAGGCGCUGUGCAAGGUGGGACGUUGGGCCGAUGCACUUAACAUGCUAGAGAAGGAGGAUUUCAAUCUUGACACAGUGUUGUGCACCCAGAUGAUCAGUGGAUUGAUGGAGGCCUCCCUUUUCAACGAGGCAAUGUCAUUUCUUCAUAGGAUGCGGUGCAACUCGUGUAUCCCAAAUGUGGUAACAUAUAGGACACUGCUCUCAGGAUUUCUGAAAAAGAAGCAGUUUGGUUGGUGCAAGAGGAUCAUCAACAUGAUGAUGACAGAGGGUUGCAAUCCAAACCCUUCAUUGUUUAACUCACUUGUGCAUGGUUACUGCAAUGCUGGUGAUUAUGCAUAUGCAUACAAACUGUUCAAUAGGAUGACUACUUGUGGUAGCCCUCCUGGUUAUGUUGCAUACAACAUAUUUAUUGGAAGUAUUUGUGGUCAAGAAGAAUUGCCAAAUGCUGAGUUGCUAGAUUUGGUGGAGAAAGUUUACGAGGAGAUGCUGGCUGCUAGUUGUGUUCUUAAUAAGGUUAACACUGCCAAUUUUUCUCGGUGCCUUUGUGGUGUGGGCAAAUUUGAAAAGGCAUUUCAGAUAUUGAAGGAGAUGAUGAGGAAAGGUUUUGUUCCUGAUACAAGCACAUACACUAAGGUGAUCACUUUCCUGUGUCAGGCUAAGAAGGUAGAAAAAUCUUUCCUUUUAUUUCAAGAGAUGAAGAGGGCAGGUGUUAAUCCUGAUGUGUACACAUACACAAUUUUGAUCGAUAGUUUUUGUAAGGCUGGUCUCAUUGAACAAGCCCGCAGCUGGUUUGAUGAGAUGAGAAGUGUGGGCUGCUCUCCAAAUGUCGUAACAUAUACUGCAUUGCUUCAUGCUUACUUGAAAUCUAAGCAGCUCAUUCAGGCUCAUGACAUUUUUCACAGAAUGGUUGAUGCUGCCUGUUAUCCAAAUGCCGUCACAUAUAGUGCACUAAUUGAUGGUCUCUGUAAGGCAGGUGAAAUCCAAAAGGCUUGUGAAGUCUAUGAGAAGUUAAUAGGAACUUCUGGGAAUGUAGAAUCUGAUUUCUACUUUGAAGGGAACGACACAUGCACCAUUGCUCCAAAUGUUGUCACCUAUGGUGCACUCAUAGAUGGUUUGUGCAAAGCUCAGAAGGUGUCUGAUGCUCAUGAGUUGUUAGAUGCUAUGUUAGCAGCUGGCUGUGAGCCCAACCAGAUUGUAUAUGAUGCUCUGAUCGAUGGUUUUUGCAAAAUUGGAAAAAUUGAUAAUGCUCAGGAGGUAUUUCUGCGGAUGACUAAGUGUGGCUACUUGCCUAGUGUGCACACAUACACCUCCUUGAUUGACCGUAUGUUCAAGGAUGGACGACUUGAUCUUGCUAUGAAAGUAUUGUCUGAAAUGUUAAAUGAUUCCUGUAAUCCUAACGUCGUUACUUACACAGCUAUGAUUGAUGGGCUCUCUAAAGUAGGUGAAAUUGAGAAGGCUCUAAACCUGCUGUCGUUAAUGGAAGAGAAGGGGUGCAGUCCAAAUGUUGUAACUUACACCGCUCUGAUAGAUGGACUAGGAAAAACUGGUAAAGCUGAUGCAAGUCUCAAGCUUUUUAAGCAAAUGAAUUCAAAAGGAUGUGCUCCAAAUUAUGUUACAUACAGGGUACUGAUAAACCAUUGCUGUGCUGCUGGCCUUUUGGACGAGGCACAUUUACUGCUUGAUGAGAUGAAGCAUACCCACUGGCCAAAGCAUUUGCAAGGAUACCACUGUGCAGUUCAGGGUUUCAGCAAGAAGUUUAUUGCUUCUCUUGGUUUGUUGGAGGAGAUGGAAUCACAUGAAACAGUACCUAUAGCUCCUGUUUAUGGAAUGCUCAUUGAUAGUUUUUCCAAGGCUGGUAGACUGGAGACAGCCUUGGAAUUGCACAAAGAGCUGGUGGAAGUCUCAUCAUCCCUAAAUAUGACCAGCACGGGCAUGUACGCCUCACUAAUACAGGCACUUUGUUUAGCAUCUCAAGUUGAAGAAGCAUUCACAUUAUAUACUGAAAUGACGAGGAAAGGCAUUGUGCCAGAUUUAAUUGUCUUUGUUUCCCUCGUAAAGGGACUGAUUGAAGUGAAUAAGUGGGAUGAAGCGCUCCAGUUGUGUUAUGGCAGGUGCCAUGAGGGUGUGAACUGGCAAGACAACAAAUCCUUUGAUGGAGGGUAGAGCUGAAUUGCAACGUCCCAUUUUUCCCUAAGGAGUUAUCCAGAGACAAAAAUGUGCAACUCAUGGAUGACUGAAGAAAGACAGCACCCAGAACAAGGAGUAGCACUGCAGAAAGAUCGGAUUGAUUCUUAAGCUGCACUAUAUGACGUAUGUGGGUGCUGAAGGCUAUGGUGAUGAUUGAAAGCCUUCAGGAUACAGCAUGCAGUCAAAUUGCGCCUAUGGGUGGCUGGUUCAUCUUCUGAUGGACAAAUGAAUAUAGGUGGUUGUCAAGACUAGUCUUUGUAUAUACAAAAAGGUGGUGAUGGUUAUGGCGAAGUCUUACUAUGCGGUGAAGAUAAUUUGAAAGUUUCAUAACCCUUUACUCAGUCAAGGAUAUAUCAUAUCUACCCUUCCAGGUCCUUCAAUAUUUGCUCUAGUGAUAGAGCUCAAGUUGUUUUGUAAUCAUAAGACCGUACUCAAAUAUCUUUCAUCCUUUUGUUCCAGAGCAAUUUGUGUGGUGUAUUGCUUUGAUAUGUUUUAACUGUAAAUAUCCACCAGCUUCUAUCAUAGUGUAACAUUUCACCUGUUUUCCUUAAAGCGUCAAAAUUUUGGCCUCUUCUUCUCUUUUGGCAUUUUGGAACAUUUAUGUCCUCAUUGAUGUCAGCAUGUUUCAGAUGUUAA